UUCUCCUCCUUGAGCUGUAGCAGGUUUAUGAUAAUGAGAGGGAGCCCACCGAGGCAGAGGCACUUGCAGGAGCCAUUUUGAGCGGCUAUUCUCUGCAGCUGCUGUGUCUUUAGUUUUUCUCUCCAUCGACUCUCCACUUUUGUCCAGACGAGGUAUGGGACGCCGGAGGAGCGCGCGCUCGUGAUGGGACAGCCGUGUCCUGGAGCGCUGCCCGCCCUGCCCUGGGCGCUGCUGCCUGUCGGCUGCCUCCUCACCCUGGCCGUGCUGUCCGACGCCUACACCGUACACCUGAGCGAGGCGGCGGAGCCCGGCACCGUGCUGCACAGCCUGGCUGCCGGCCGCACCUGCACCCUAGAGCAGGUUGUGGCCCCACGCUUCACGCAACGUUUCCUCCGAACGGACCCGCUGGAGGGUCGCGUUCACAUCACACAGCGGCUGAACUGCGCCAGGCUUCCUCGCAACCCGUUUACGGUGUACACCGCCGCCGACUGCAGGGACGCUGCUCGUCCGGAGUUUAGCCACUUGGUGACUGGUCGCUACGAGAUACACGUCCAUGGCGCUGGGUGCACUGCCAGAUCGCGAGGCGGGCAGACCAUGCGGGAUAUGGAUGUCCUCAGUCUGCGGACGGACGCCAAAUCGCACACCGCCUGCUUUGCGGCGAGGGAGUCGUUGUUCAGGAUCGUUGACUUCCUACCGCCGGUGUCCAAAGAGCACUGCGCCCUUCGCUGCCAAGUGUCUGGUAGCCGGCAAUUCCAUUACGGCGGCGGCUCGCUGCGAGCAUCCGAAGCUCUGUGUCUGCAGCGUGGCAGCUUCGCCGAGAUGGAUCUGCGGUGCGACAGGUGCCAGGUGACCGUCUCCAUGCACCUGCGGCUGGGUCUGGGCUCCUUUACACAGCAUCGCUUGGAGAGAAUUUUGGAAAGCGCGGCCCACUCUGAGACAGGACUGGCCAGUCGUGCCAAGCGGAACGUCAACAGCAGCCCCCAGUUCCAGCCCCCCAUGUAUCAGGUAUCCGUGCCGGAAAACAAGCCAGCUGGCACAGCUGUGGUGGUGGUGAAGGCUACUGAUCCAGACGAAGGGGAGGCUGGCCGACUGGAGUACUCCAUGGAUGCGCUGUUUGACAGCAGGUCUAACAGUUUGUUCACUGUGGAUCUUCAUAGUGGGACAGUUAGUACAGCUGAACUACUGGACAGAGAAACUAAAGACACCCAUGUGUUCCGAGUCACAGCAAUUGAUAAUGGUGUGCCCAGAAGGACUGCAAUGGCCACCCUGACGAUUACUGUUAGUGACACUAAUGAUCACGACCCGGUGUUUGAACAGCUGGAUUACAAAGAGAGUGUGAGGGAAAAUUUGGAAAUUGGUUAUGAAGUUCUGACUGUCAGAGCCACUGAUGGGGAUGCUCCAGCUAAUGCCAACAUACUGUACAGAAUCCUCAAUAACAAUGGCACCAAUGUAGUUUUUGAAAUCGACUCCAGGUCGGGGGUCAUCCGCACCAAAGGUCUAGUGGACAGGGAAACAGUUGAUUCAUAUCAGCUGGUAGUGGAAGCCAAUGACCAGGGCCGUGACCCGGGGCCCCGUAGUUCCACCGCCACAGUUUCCAUCAUGGUGGAGGAUGAUAAUGACAAUGCUCCCCAGUUUAGUGAAAAACGGUAUGUUGUGCAAGUCCCAGAAGAUGUGGCCCCAAAUACAGAGAUCCUGCAGGUGACAGCCACAGACAACGAUAAGGGCAACAAUGCACUGGUCCACUUCAGCAUCGUGAGUGGUAAUGCCCGUGGACAUUUUUACAUUGAUGCCCAAAGUGGUAAAAUGGAUGUGGUUGGUCAGUUGGACUAUGAGGCCAACAAGGAAUUUAAUCUUCUGAUUCGAGCACAGGAUGGAGGCAGGCCCCCGUUGUCAAAUGUCAGUGGACUUGUGACCGUUCAAGUACUGGACGUUAAUGACAAUGCUCCAAUUUUUGUUAGCACCCCUUUUCAGUCUACUGUUCUGGAGAAUGUACCGAUUGGCUACUCUGUUAUCCAUAUUCAAGCAAUUGAUGCUGAUUCUGGAGAGAACUCACGCUUGGAAUAUAAGCUUAUUGAAAUGGCCCCAAAUUUCCCUUUUACCAUCAACAAUAACACUGGAUGGAUUGUGGUGGCUGCAGAACUUGACAGAGAGAUGGUGGACUUCUAUACAUUUGGGGUGGAGGCUAAGGAUCAUGGCCUGCCUCCCAUGUCCUCUUCUGCCAGCGUAAGCAUCACCAUUUUGGAUGUCAAUGACAACAAUCCAGAAUUUACCCAGAAGUUCUACAGCAUACGUUUAAAUGAAGAUGCUGCUGUGGGCACAAGUGUGGUUACCGUAUCGGCAGUGGACAGAGAUGUCAACAGUGUGGUCACCUAUCAGAUUUCCAGUGGCAACACCAGGAAUCGCUUCUCCAUUACUAGUCAAAGUGGCGGUGGCCUGAUCACUCUUGCCCUGCCUCUGGAUUAUAAACUUGAACGACAGUACUUUCUCACCAUAACUGCUUCUGACGGAACCAGAUUUGAUACUGCUCAGGUCCACGUUAAUGUCACAGAUGCCAAUACUCAUCGCCCUGUCUUCCAGAGCUCCCACUACACAGUAAACAUCAAUGAGGACCGGCCGAUUGGCACCACCGUGGUUGUCAUCAGUGCAACUGAUGAAGACACAGGUGAGAACUCCAGAAUUACAUACAUCAUGGAAGACAGCAUCCCUCAGUUUAGGAUAGACCCCGACUCUGGAGCCGUCACCACCCAGAUGGAACUAGACUAUGAGGACCAGGUGUCGUACACAUUGGCAAUUACUGCUAAAGACAAUGGUAUUCCCCAAAAAUCUGAUACCACCUAUUUGGAGAUUCUUGUGAAUGAUGUUAAUGACAACACACCCCAUUUCCUUAGAGAAAUUUAUGUGGGGACCGUGUAUGAGGAUGUGCCAAUUUUCACCAGUGUUGUCCAGGUUUCAGCCAUUGAUCGUGAUUCUGGCUUGAAUGGCAGAGUGUAUUACACGUUUCAGGGUGGCGAUGAUGGGGAUGGGGACUUCAUAAUUGAGUCAACUUCAGGCAUUGUGAGGACACUGCGCAGGCUUGACAGGGAAAACAUGCCAACAUAUGAGUUAAAAGCUUUUGCAGUAGACAAGGGGCUCCCUCCCUUAAAAACGCCCAUCGAUAUUCAAGUCACCGUACUUGACGUUAACGACAACCCUCCUGUUUUUGAGAAAGAUGAGUUUGACAUUCUUGUGGAGGAGAACAGCCCAAUAGGACUGGUUGUGGCCAGAAUCACUGCCUCAGACCCUGAUGAGGGGACAAAUGCUCAGAUCAUGUACCAGAUUGUUGAAGGUAAUAUCCCAGAAGUCUUUCAGCUUGAUAUCUUCUCCGGGGAGCUGACCGCUCUUGUGGAUCUGGAUUAUGAAGCAAAGUCCGAAUAUGUGAUUGUGGUGCAGGCCACAUCCGCCCCAUUGGUCAGUCGGGCCACUGUCCAUAUCAAACUGAUUGAUAAGAAUGACAACGUUCCAGUCCUUAAGAACUUUGAGAUCAUUUUUAACAAUUAUGUCACCAACAAAUCCAGCAGCUUUCCUAGUGGGGUGAUUGGUCGCAUUCCUGCGUAUGACCCAGAUGUCUCGGAUACUCUUUACUACAGUUUUGAGCGAGGCAAUGAACUUAACUUGAUCUUUCUAAAUGAAACAACAGGCGAGAUUCGGCUGAGCAGCUCUCUGGAUAACAACAGGCCCCUGGAAGCUGUCAUGCUUGUUUCAGUGUCAGAUGGCAUCCACAGUGUGAGGGCCCAGUGCACUCUCCAGGUCACCAUCAUCACGGAUGAAAUGCUUUCUAACAGUAUCACCUUGAGACUAGCCAACAUGUCCCAGGAACGCUUCUUAUCUCCACUGCUGGGCCUUUUCUUGGAUGGUGUAGCUAUGGUGCUGUCCGCUGCUAAAGAAGACAUUGUCAUCUUCAACAUCCAGAAUGACACAGAUGUCCGUGCUAACAUACUGAAUGUGAGCUUGUCCGUGUUGCUGCCACGUCAGAGCAGUGCUGAGCUGACCGAAAAGUUCUUCAGCUCAGAAGACCUGCAGGAACGCCUCUACCUAAACCGCAGCCUGUUGACACUCAUUUCCACACAGCGUGUGUUGCCUUUUGAUGAUAACAUCUGCUUGCGUGAGCCCUGUGAGAACUACAUGAAGUGCGUGUCUGUUCUGAAGUUUGACAGCUUGGCUCCCUUCAUUACUUCUGACACCAUCCUCUUUCGUCCUAUUCAUCCCAUCAAUGGCCUACGCUGUCGAUGUCCCACUGGCUUCACAGGGGAUUACUGUGAGACUGAAAUAGACCUUUGCUACUCCAACCCAUGUAGAAACAAUGGCGUGUGUCGCAGUCGUGAGGGGGGCUUCACCUGCGAGUGUCCUGAGGAAUUCACUGGGGAGCAGUGUGAAGUGAACUCUCGCUCAGGGCGCUGUACGAUGGGAGUGUGCAAGAAUGGUGGAACGUGCGUUAACCUGCUGGUGGGGGGCUUCAAAUGUGAUUGCCCUCCUGGGGAGUAUGAGAAACCUUAUUGCGAGAUGACCACACGCAGCUUUCCAGCUCAGUCCUUUAUCACCUUCAAAGGUCUACGUCAGCGGUUCCAUUUCUCCAUCUCUCUCACAUUUGCAACAAAAGAGCGAAGUGGCCUGCUGCUGUACAAUGGACGCUUCAAUGAAAAGCAUGAUUUCAUUGCUUUGGAAAUAAUCAAUGAGCAGGUCCAGUUAACCUUCUCAGCAGGAGAAUCAACAACAACUGUAUCUCCAUUCAUACCUGGAGGCGUCAGUGAUGGCCAGUGGCACGUUGUUCAACUGCAAUACUAUAACAAGCCAAUCAUUGGGAAGUCUGGCAUCCCCCAAGGUCCCUCUGAUCAGAAGGUUGCUGUGGUGACAGUGGAUGACUGUGACACAUCCGUGGCACUCCGAUUUGGCCACAUCCUUGGGAAUUACACCUGUUCUGCCCAGGGGAUGCAGUCUGGAUCAAAGAAGUCCUUAGACCUCACAGGUCCACUUCUCCUUGGUGGUGUCCCCAACUUGCCAGAGGACUUUCCAAUUCAGACCCACGAGUUUGUCGGCUGCAUGAAGAAUCUUUAUAUUGACAACAAACAGAUUGACAUGGCUGAUUUCAUUGCAAACAACGGCACAGUGCCAGGAUGCUCAGCAAAACGUCACUUUUGCAGCACAAACACAUGUAAAAAUGGAGGUACCUGUGUCAACAAGUGGGACACAUUCAGCUGCGAGUGCCCACUGGGAUAUGGAGGAAAGAACUGCGAACAAGUGAUGGCUAGUCCACAGCGCUUUCAGGGAAACAGCCUGGUGACCUGGUCUAAUCUUGCGUCAACCAUCACUUUGCCUUGGUACAUUGGAAUUAUGUUCCGCACUCGCCAGGCCAAUGGGAUUCUCCUUAGGGCCGUUGCUGAGCAACAGUCUACCAUCAGUCUGCAGCUAAGCGAGGGGAACAUCUUUUUAGCCCUGUAUAUUGGAAGUAGAAGUGUCUCCUCUUUAAGGCUGGACCAGGUGAAGGUCAAUGAUGGAGACUGGCAUUAUCUGCAAGUUGAACUGAAAAGCACACAAGAGGAUUCAGACUCAAAAUACCAGGCCAUCAUUUAUUUUGACUAUGGGCUGCACCAGGCAAAUACUGAGAUUGAUGCUGAGUUUCCAGGGCUAAAACUGAACACUGUGAGCGUGGGCGGUAUGGCAGGAGAUAACGGCAGUGUUCUUCACGGCUUCAGAGGAUGCAUGCAGGGUGUGCGCAUCGGUGAGACAUCAGCCAGUGCAGUGGCACUAAACUUGAAUCAGGCGGAGAAAGUGAAUGUGGAGCGUGGCUGCAGCCUUCCAGACCCUUGUGACUCCAACCCCUGUCCAGCUAAUAGCUACUGCAAUGAUGACUGGGACAGCUAUUCCUGCAGCUGCGAUCCAGGCUACUAUGGGGAGAGUUGCAUGGACGUGUGUGAUGUAAAUCCCUGUGAACACCACUCAUCCUGUACACGCAAGCCAAGCUCCUCUCAUGGGUACAUUUGUGAGUGCUCUGGAAACUUCUUAGGGCAAUACUGUGAGAAUAAGAUUGAUCAGCCCUGUCCAAAGGGAUGGUGGGGUCACCCAAUGUGUGGACCAUGCAGCUGUCAGAUUGAGAAAGGUUUCGAUCCUGAUUGCAAUAAGACAAGUGGACAUUGCCGGUGCAAGGAGAACCACUACCAGCCACUGGGAAACGACACCUGCUAUCCUUGUGACUGCUAUCCUACAGGCUCCUUCUCUCGCAACUGUGACUUGGAAAGUGGGCAGUGUCAGUGCAAGCCAGGGGUCAUAGGGCGCAAGUGUGAUCAGUGUGACAACCCAUUUGCAGAAGUAUCCAUGAAUGGCUGUGAAGUGAUCUAUGACAGCUGUCCUCGAGCUAUGGAGGCAGAGAUUUGGUGGCCCCGGACCAAGUUUGGACUCCCUGCUGCAGUUCCCUGCCCAAAAGGAUCAAUAGGUACAGCAAUCAGACACUGUGAUGAGCACAAGGGCUGGCUGCCACCGAAUCUUUUCAACUGCACUUCUGUCACUUUCUUGGAACUGAAGCAUUUUUCUGACAAGCUGUCACGCAAUGAGUCAUUCCUGGAUGCUGUAAAGUCCCGGCAAAUGGCAAUGAUGUUACAGAAUGCCAGCCAGCACACAGCUGUAUAUUUUGGCAGUGAUGUAAAAGUUGCAUAUCGACUCAUCGACAGAAUCCUCAAGUAUGAAAAUCUACAGGAAGGCUUUGGUCUGGCGGCCACCCAAGAUGUGCAUUUCAAUGAGAAUCUGUUCAGAGUUGGCAGUUCUCUCCUGAACCUAAAGAACAAAGCUCACUGGGAUUUGAUCCAAAACACUGAAGGUGGUACAGCACAACUCCUACGGCAUUAUGAAGACUAUGCCAAUAUACUGGCCCAAAACAUGAAGAAAACUUAUCUCAGCCCCUUUACCAUUGUCACCCCAAAUAUUGUGAUCUCAGUGGACCGCUUAGACAAGAUGAACUUUGGAGGUGCCAAAUUGCCCAGAUAUGAAGCUUUGAGAGGGGCCAAGCCUAUAGACGUGGAUACAUCUGUGACACUGCCAGACUCUGUCUUCAAACCUGCAGAGACUAAAACAUCCAGAAUCACAGAAGCCCAUAUCAAGGAAGAUAACAGAACGAUGAAUAGGAAAAGAAGGCACCCUGACCUUUCUGGGCAAGAGGCCAUAGCUAGUGUCAUCAUUUACCAGACUUUAGCUACACUUCUACCUGAACAGUAUGAUACAGACAAGAGGAGUCUGAGGGUCCCAAAAAGGCCAGUGAUCAAUACACCAGUGGUCAGUAUAUCCAUCCACGACAAUGAGGAGCGCUUGCAACAUAUACUGGAUAAACCAAUUACCGUGCAGUUUCGGCUUUUUGAGACAGAGGAACGGUCAAAGCCCAUCUGUGUUUUCUGGAACCAUUCCAUUCCAAUUGGAGGCACAGGUGGGUGGUCAGCUAAAGGAUGCGAGGUGGUCUUUCGCAAUCAGAGCCACAUUAGCUGCCAGUGUAAUCACAUGACAAGCUUUGCAGUGCUCAUGGAUGUGUCCCAUCGAGAGAAUGGAGAAAUCCUGCCCCUCAAAAUGAUCACUUAUGCCACUGUGGCAGUGACCCUUGGUAGCCUCUUUCUGACCUUUGCCAUCCUUGUCCUGCUGCGCUCCUUGAACUCCAAUCAGUCGAGCAUCAGUAAAAACAUGGUGGCAGCACUUUUCUUCUCUGAGCUCAUCUUUCUGCUGGGCAUCAACCAAGCAGACAACCCGUUUGUAUGCACAGUGAUUGCAAUUCUGCUACAUUUCUUCUACAUGUGCACCUUUGCCUGGAUGUUUCUGGACGGUCUACACAUGUACCGUAUGCUGACGGAAGUACGAGACAUCAACUAUGGUCCCAUGAGGUUCUACUAUAUGAUUGGCUGGGGAGUCCCAGCCUUCAUUACAGGGUUGGCUGUGGGUUUGGAUCCAGAAGGCUAUGGCAACCCUGAUUUCUGCUGGCUGUCUAUGUAUGACACAAUUAUUUGGAGUUUUGCGGGGCCAAUCGCAUUGGCUGUUUCAAUGAAUGUGUUUGUUUCCAUCCUUGCUGCUCGGGCAUCCUGCUCACACAAGCACCAUGGCUUUGAAAAGAAAGGCAGUUCUGUUAAUGGACUGAGAACGGCAUUUUUGAUUCUUUUGCUGGUCACUGUCACUUGGCUGCUGGCUCUUUUGGCAGUAAACAAUGACACUCUCAUCUUCCACUACCUCCUUGCUGGGUUCAGUAGUGCACAGGGUCCAUGUAUUUUUUUCUUCCGAAUUAUUUUCAACAAGGAGGUGCGAAAAGCUUUCAAGUAUGCCUGCAACAGGAAAAAUGCUAGUGAUAUCCAUGGCACAAAAUCAACAGCAUCAUCCUACAACUGUAAUAGUACUUAUGUGGAUGGUCGGCUUUAUCGCCCUCCUUAUGGUGACUCCUCAGGCUCACUGAACAGCACUGUGCGCUCUGGAAAGAGCCACCACAGUUAUAUUCCUUUUGUGGUGCGGGAGGAUUCUGGUCUCAACAACAGCCAAACCCACAUAGGUCUAAAUGACCACAGUGCCGCUUACUUCCAUGAAGACAAAGAACAUCCAGAUGACCAUGACUCUGAUUCUGAUAGCGACUUGUCCCUGGAGGAUGACCAGAGUGGCUCAUAUGCCUCAACCCAUUCUUCAGACAGUGAAGAGGAGGAUCACUUCCCUGCAGACCAGUGUUGGGAGAGUUUGGCAUCACAAAACAAUGAGAGAAUUCCUGCUUUCAGCACACCCAAACUGGAUAAUCUCUCAGGGCAUGUGAAGCCCUAUUGGCCUGGAGAAUUUGUGACAACAGCCAGUGAGAGUGAAGGACAUGGUGGGUCAGAGAAGCUAAAGGUGGAGACGGUACCAAACUCGGACGUCUCCAGGGAAAAGUUGAAUUCCAUAGAAGACCGUGUCAGGGAAAAUGGUGAUGGCAUCUACAAGGAUAAUACAGUAGUCAGUCUGCCCAACCCAAACGCCCAGCCACAGAAAGGCAUCCUUAAAAAGAAAAGCUUACCCACAAUUACAGAGAAAAACAGUAUCAAUCGUAUUCACAAUGAGCUUUCUAAUCACAAGAUAGGAACAGUCUCCUCGCGGGCAUCCUCUUCAAGUGAUGGGAGCAGAGUCCAGAGGACCAAACAGAGUCUCCAGGAGCAGCUCAAUGGGGUGACACCCAUUGCUAUGAGCAUCAAGGCAGGAACAGUGGACGAGGACUCAUCUGGGUCCGACAGCAGCGAUGAGACCUCAAUCUAAGCCUGCGGUCCCUCACCUUGGAAAGACCGUAAGGCUGAAAGGGUGGACCCGGGGAUGUCCGCCACUCACACAAGCUGCCGCUGGCAUGCCAUGUUGACACUGUGCACACACUCAGGCCGGGACACCGAGAAGCUCGAAGAGGUGCAGACGUUCUGAUGAUCGCACUUCAGGAAAAAUUGCAGGCGUUUUCUGUCUGUUUUUGAUCUGUGCCAAAAGAAGCCCAGCUUGAGCUCUGGAGUGGACCCUCACCAUGCCCAAUAGUGGCAUCCUACGCAGAUGCAUACAUACUUGAAUGAACGCACUUUCGUUUUGGUCAACAGGACAGACCUAACACUGCUGAAACCUUAUAUAAAUAAGGUGUGGACUCUAACCACUUGUUUAAUUGAUCCAAGAAUUUCAAUCUUCAGGGAUUUUCUAGAACUGGCACUAACAUGCGUGCUUUGGGGCCUGUGUGGCACUGAGACAAACCUCAUGACACUGAGAAUUCAGCACCCCUCCAGCAUUUACUUGUAAUUGAUGUGAACCUCACAUGGGCUGUGCAUGUUAACUUAGGUACAUCUUACAGAAGGUCAUGUUAAAUACAGUAAAACACAGCUUUGGACAGUAGGAAAUAAGUGGACUGAAGGGAACCUCCCGUCAGCUAGGAUCAAAACCACAAGGAUGGAAGAGAAGUGAAAGUAGGAUGGAAGGGAACCACUCAUAGUGAAAAAGUUAAACAUGGAAACAGAAGGGAGGCAAUAGAGGUCUGAUGGGUAGCCUCCAUCGGAAUUAAAAUAUCAGGGACAUGUAAAGCAUGUGUAACAGAAACACAGCCCCCCUUGGUGUGAAAGAGGACAUGUGGGAGUCUACUUGGACAUGUGAUUAAAUCAGAGCGGGGGGGAGAGAGAGAGAGAGAGAGAGAGAGAGAUGGGCUGAGGCCAAACCUCCAUGAAAUUUAAAAUGCUAGGGAACAUCCCUUGAAUUGGAAAUAGCGGUGAUGCAGAAGGUAGGUACAAGAGGGCGGGGAGGAGCCACUUGACUUGUAAAUUCUAAUGGGACAAAAAGAAAAGUUAACAUUACUUGCAGUUGUGAGAGUACAAAACCAACAGGAUCGCUGGAAAGGAAAACCAAUUUGAGGCCGUCCUCCCUCGGCUAGAAAAGGAAAACUGGUCACUGACGCAUAUGAGAAGGAAGUAUUUGGCCUUGCUGUUUUUUGAAACUUGCCCUCCUCACAUGGCUUUCUUCACAUGCCCAGACCUACUCUGUGGGAAGUGUCUGAGGUUCUCCUCGCAUGCCAGACAGAUGCCUAUGCCAUGUUCCACUCGGCCUGCAACUUCAGGGUUGGGAUAUGCAUAACUGAUCCACGUUGGCCUUAUGUGGAAAAUUGCCUUCAGCCAAUCAGCCUUCAUUUUGUACUUUUUGUGAUGAUUUUCUUCUUCAGUGAUGCCUGUUCAGAGGAAGUAAUAUUUUUACCUUUUAUUUGAAACUUUUUUUAUAAGGAAUCAACUUUUACGUUCAUGUUUUGCCUGAAGGAUCUUUUAUUUAAAUGCUAAUUGGACCUAAUUGCUUGUUCAAUAAUGAUGGAAUUGUUAAUAUUGUAUAAAGGUUGACUUUCUUGUGUAAAAAAAAAAAAAAGUGGCACGAUUGGUGUGGUGGGAAAAAGAAAAACUUUCAGAACUAGGAAAGGGGGGCAACAGUUGAGCAUUUAAGAAGCCUUAUGCUUCCAUUCAGCAGAUAGGGAUUUCAUCAAGUGAAAAAGUAAGUACACCCCAUUGAAACGGUUAUCUUUUUCAACAUAUUGCAAAUGGCAAACAGUAGAUCUUCAUGCAAACUGUUCUUGCAGAUUAAGAUGAUAUACUUAAAUAAAAAUACAAGGAAAGUUUGCCUUUCCAAUAGUUUGCUGAACAAAAAAAAAACAAUAUAUGUAUUGGUCUACUGGGGGACAAAGGAACUUCACCCUUAGCCCCAAAGGAUGGUGUCACCCUCUUUAGCAGAAAUGACGUCCUUAGGCGUUUUGCAUAACUAGUCACAUCAACUCACUGAAAUUUUUGACCGCUCUUCCGUUCCAGGUUCCUUCACUUGCAAUAUGACUGUGGGUUUACUUGCAUGGUAUGCUUGUUUCAAAUCCCCACACAUUUCAAGUGGGUUUCAAAUCAAGACUUUGACUAAGCCAGUCCAUAACCUACCAUUACCUCAUUUUGAGCCAUUCGUUGUUGUGUUGAAAGUUCAAUUUCUGGUUCAGCUUCAGUGUUUGGACAGAUGGCCUUACGUUCUGAUGCAGAAUUUUUUGUUAACUCAAUGACUGCAAGUUGCCCAGGCAAUAAAGCAUCCCAGAACCUUUACACCUCCAUUCUUUACAGAUGCUAUGAAGGUUCUUCUCUUGUAAGGCUGCCGUUGAUGUGCACCAAACAUGUCUACUGUUGCUGUCCAGGGCACAUUGUUCCAUAAGGCCUGGUCUUUGCUUAGAUGUUCAAUGGCAAAUGGUAGUCUUGUUCUAAUGUUCUUCUUGAUACAGCAAAGGCUUUUUCUUGGCACGCUUCCUAUGCAGGUCCAGUUUCUGUCUUUUUGAUUGUAGGUGCAGGCACAUUGACACCAGCUGUUGCAAGAGUUCCCCGCAGAUCCAACAAUGAAAUUUUGGAAGUUCUUGGAAUUUGCUGAGCCAGCUGAAUUUGCUGGGCCAUCCAGUCCUGGACGAAUUAGCAGUCAUUGGAAAUGUUCAAUACUUGUAGAUGAUUUUCCUCACAGUGGAAUGAUUCAUUUCAUAUAAUCUGGCAAUCUUUCUAAAUUCUUUGACACACUCAUAGGCCUCCAAAACCUUCUCUGUGAGGGUCUUAGGGAGCUCUUUUGAUUUUGGCAUGAUGACACCUCAUUUUCAAGGAGAACACCAGACACUCGAUAUCCGUGGUUUAAAUCGGACAGGGUCUACCUGCACACUCCUUAAGGAGGCUCUAAUCAUUGGUACCUCAUCUGGAACACCUGAUUCUGAUUUAAAGGAUCUGAAGUGGUGAUGGAUGUUGGGGUGCGCUUACUUUUUCCACGUGACAGAUCUUCAUUUUAGAUUGAGAAUGAAUACACCAUGUCAGUUUUCUGUGUCAUUUGAUCAAGUAUAUCACCUUUAUCUGUAGGCCCUGUUUGCGUGAUGAUCAGAUCUUUGCCUGUUCAAAUAUGUUGCAAACGUCCCCAAUUUCCAUGGGAGGCUGGUUGUUUUGUGGCUGUCCACACUGGCAUAUGGCGAUGAUGUAGUCCUGAAAGCUUUUUUUUUUUCUUCCUUCACUCGAGACGUUAUCACUAUAAGAUGCUGGACUUUAAAUUUAGUUACUAACUUUUAAUUUUGUACAGACCGAAUCCUGUUGUAUAUAUUUUAGGUUUUUGAACAGAAAGAGAAAUGUGUAGUUUAUCCAGGUAACCAGACCUGACCCUAUCAGAGUUGGCAGAUUAUUUUGCCAGAAUUUUUACCUUUGCUUUCUUUUGGGGAUUCACGAACAAAGAAUUAAAUGGAAUGAACGGAAAUUGCCAAAGCUGAAUGGGUGGGUUUCUAUGCUAAUUUUCAUUUUAGGAUACCUCCUUUUCCUCUACUGCAUGUGAACCCAUUGUCCCUUUUGCUGUGUGUAAAAUGAGCGCGGGCGUCAGUGGUUGGAAACUGAUAAGGCACACAUGUUCGGUUUCUGUCUGCUCGCCUACCAAAGACUUCUGAGCCCUCCAUCAUUACUGGGGAGCCUUCUUGUCCCGUCUGUUCUCUCUGGUGAUUGCUUGCUAUGGCACUAAGACUCACGAGGGCCCCCAGACUGGUUUGUUUUCCAUCUGUAUAUUUUGGACAUUUAGUUCUUAGUUUAGGUUUCAUUUAUUACAAAAGGCCCUUUGCUCUUCAGAAGCUGUUACAGUUUCCUGUUAUUUAUUAAUACUUAGACAAUUAAAAUACAAGCAAUGCAGAUAGCAAAAUAAAUCCAAUUUCUGAGCCUCAA
Erpetoichthys calabaricus (reedfish) is the source of this 13211-nucleotide messenger RNA. RefSeq names its product cadherin, EGF LAG seven-pass G-type receptor 2 (gene celsr2). Gene Ontology annotation, biological process: G protein-coupled receptor signaling pathway; homophilic cell-cell adhesion; cell surface receptor signaling pathway. Gene Ontology annotation, cellular component: plasma membrane. Lineage: Eukaryota; Metazoa; Chordata; Cladistia; Polypteriformes; Polypteridae. Bases 184 to 9270 code for a protein of 3028 amino acids. Gene Ontology annotation, molecular function: calcium ion binding; G protein-coupled receptor activity. The record is from RefSeq and is a predicted model, not a curated record. The transcript has 35 exons.